AUGGAUGCCAUUCGCAGCCAAUCAGUGGGGGGUAAGAAAUCCAAAGUGCUGGUCCAGAAGGCAGCAUCAGCGGUGUCUCUAGACCGCCGGCCGGCAAAGUUAUACUUUGCUUAUGGGAGCAACUUGCACGUCAAGCAAAUGAACCGUCGAUGUCCAAACAGCAAGUUCAUCGGAAAGGCCCGUUUAUCCAACUAUCGAUGGCAGAUCAACGAGCGCGGAUAUGCCAAUGUCGUCGUCGCAGAUGGACACUGGGUAGAUGGUCUCGUAUAUGAGAUUGACGAUGUCGACGAAGCCAAGCUGGACAUAAAUGAAGGCGUUGCGAAAAAUGCAUACAACAAGCGAUACAUGACCGUCCUACUCCAUCGAGCACAGAGUGCCCUGUACCGCCGCCCCGUAUCGUGGAUAGUGGAAAAAGGCGGGCCCGCGGCCGUAGCCAGAGAAGCCAGGCUUAUAGCUCAGGGGCGGCGAGAAAACUCUUUACUGCACUGGCAGGACGAUGUUCUCAUAUACGUCAAUCCAAACUGCACUCAUGAUAGCAGUCCUAGGGAAGAGUAUAUCAAUCGAAUCAAUCUAGGCGUUGCGGAUGCUAGGGUCCUAGGCGUUGACGAGGAUUAUAUUCGGAACUGUAUCCGCCCCUUUAUCCCGGAAACCAGAGGCAGAGCCCCUUCGAGUCCAGCACUGGGAGCCCCCAAGCUCAAGGCCCUAUCGGUUGUCCGGGGCAGGAAUGAAAAUUCUCCUGCGCGGUCUGACGGCCGCUCCCCGGCGCGCAAAGAACGAUCGGUGAGCCGAUCGAAGCAGCAUUUUGAGCGACGAUCUCGAUCCCUGCAGCCUCCUAACAAAGAAAACGACCAUAAGAAAGACCCAACGGCGAGGUCAAAGGUGCCACCCUUGCCUCCGCGGCCACAGUCAAGCCAGCGCCGUGACGUUCCCAUCGUUUCAGUACAGGAGGUACACCUUUCGAGCUGGGGCUGGUGGCCAGCAUUUUCAUGA
Trichoderma gamsii is the source of this 990-nucleotide messenger RNA. RefSeq lists its product as hypothetical. The transcript has a single exon. The coding region runs from base 1 to 990 and encodes 329 amino acids. NCBI's taxonomy places the organism in Eukaryota, Fungi, Ascomycota, Sordariomycetes, Hypocreales, Hypocreaceae. The record is from RefSeq and is a predicted model, not a curated record. Gene Ontology annotation, molecular function: gamma-glutamylcyclotransferase activity.